Molecule: messenger RNA, 690 nt
Organism: Lactuca saligna
Lineage: Eukaryota; Viridiplantae; Streptophyta; Magnoliopsida; Asterales; Asteraceae
Source: the annotation of a GenBank genome assembly
AUGUUGGGUCUGCCUCUAGGAAAUGUUACAAUAAAGUCCAUGCCUUAUAGAGAAGUCACAGACGACAUGAUAACUGUUUGGAGGAAACAAUUCGAUGAUGAAGAUAAUAUUAGACCAAGAGCAGUUCAACAAGUUAUUAUGCAAUCAACAUGUGCGGAUUUACUCUUUAAAGUAAACAUUUUCGUCCUGCUGUGUAAUACACUAGGUCAGUCGAUGAGCAUGGGAACAUGUGACCUAUCCAUGUUAUCAAAAGUCACGAAAGACCUGGAUCUAAGUGACAUUGAUUGGUGUGGAUAUGUUUUUGAUUAUCUUAAGGAGACAAAAAGUGCAUGGAAUCCAAACAGCAAAAAAGGAUUCUAUGUUGGGCCAAUUAUAUUACUGUUGGGAAAUGAUGUAGGAGGUGUUAAAAGUAGUGGUAGAAGGUGUAAGGGAAAUCAAGGAGAGGAAAUUUUUAGUGGAAGUGGGGAAAGUGUUGAGGAAUAUGCAGACUUUGCGAAUAGAUCUGGAAGAAAAUCUUUUAAGACUACACCACCAUCUAAAAUGGAAAUGCUAAUUCCUUUGCCUGUAGUACCAUUCAACAAUGAUGAACAUUGGCUUAGUAGAAGAGCGUACAGGCCUCGCAUGAAAUCUGAAUAUCUGAAAUCUCCUUACAUUAUACGGGCUGUUGAUAUCAUCAAAGGAGUUCCAUGA